ACAAAAUAGUCGUUUCCGUUUCCAGUUAACCUAUUUGACAUACACACAUGCAUGUAGCGUAGUUAGUUGUUAUGGUACGUUUAUCCGUUAACAUAUCGCAAUAACAUGGAUAUUUGAGUAAAAUAACAUAAAACAAAAUUGUAUGCGGUUGUUGAACUAGACAUGAUUAAUUAUAACUAGCUUGCUAGCUAAUAACCUUCUUAAAAACGUUCAAGCCAACGCCAGUCAGUGUGUAAUCAUGGCAGGAAUGUAUCGAGCUCUUCUAACAUCUGCCUCCAGUGUCACAAAGAAUCUGACACAAGCGACAUCAUGCCGCACUAAAUUCACUAAGAGUCGCAUCCCUCCACAGGUUUUUGAGGAACGAGCAAAAGAACAUGAGAAGUAUGGUGGUGACCCAGAACACCCCCAUAAACUGCAUAUAGUGACACGGGUUAAAAGCACAAUGAGACGACCCUACUGGGAAAUGAAGGUUGUUAAGAGUUUGGGGCUUAUGAAGGCACAUGAACCUCGUAUCCACAAGAACACCCCAUCAGUGAACAACCUACUGAAAAUCAUUAAGCAUCUGGUUAGGAUUGAGCCUCUUAAGCUUCCCUACGGAUUGCCUGCUGAGGAGGACAUGGCUAACACAUAUCUGAAUAGCAAAGGCGCUGGUGGUGAAACGUCUCCUGAAACCACUUGAGCAAAAAGCCAUUGAGUCAUAGAAUUUUUGUGGCCUACCAUUUGUGUUGUGUUUUUGUUGUUUAAUAAAGAUUUGAAUAUC
Molecule: messenger RNA, 760 nt
Organism: Cyprinus carpio (common carp)
Lineage: Eukaryota; Metazoa; Chordata; Actinopteri; Cypriniformes; Cyprinidae
Product: large ribosomal subunit protein uL30m
Biological process (GO): translation
Cellular component (GO): mitochondrion; large ribosomal subunit
Molecular function (GO): structural constituent of ribosome
Source: RefSeq, a predicted model, not a curated record